UGGCUGGCUUGAAUCUCUUUGGAGUUUAUCUCUUUCUGAGAGGAGACGGGGGCGUGAAGAGAGAGAGAGAGAGAGAGAGAGAGAGAGAGGACCGUGAGGGGUGUGGAGACCGUUCUUCCCCAAGAUGCCGCUGCUGUAUCCAAACUUGAGAAUCUCGCAGGUAUUCGGAGCCAAUACCGAUGUCGGGAAGACUCUGCUUACAACGGCACUGGUCAGAAGUACGGCUCUCAGGUACAAAAGACAAGGUCUAGAUGGUCAGAAAGUGCUUUAUCUCAAGCCAGUCAGUACUGGACCUGAUAGCGAGUCCGAUGUCAGCUAUGUGCUUCGGAACGCUGGUGAUCAUCGGAAGAUGAUCAAAGCUGAAAAUCUGUAUCAAUAUCGCGAACCCAUGUCGCCUCAUCUGGCUGCUAGACUUGCGCGGGAUCUUCCAUUCCCAAAGGAAAACGACAUUCUCGUUCGAGCUGUUACAUCAUCUAUUCAGUCCUUCAAGUCUCAGAUAGGCUCCUCCAAAGGUUCCGUUUUCGUCGAGACAGCUGGGGGUGUCCACUCGCCCGCUCUUCAUCCACCACAUACUCAAUCUACAUUCCUUCGUCCACUGCGCCUUCCUUCCAUCUUGAUCGCCUCGCCCCAUCUAGGCGGGAUAUCUACCACACUCACAUCUUACGAAUCCCUCCUAGUCCGCGGCUACUCCAUCUCGGCUGUAUUGUGCUUGCAAGACCGAGAAAACUACUAUCGGAAUCACGAGUUUCUCUCCGAAUACUUUGGAGAAAGGGGUAUCAAAUGUUGGAGUGUACCUCCUCCACCUGAGAAGCGAGGAACACUACAAGAGGACACUACCAGGCUAGGAGAAUGGUACGAGAGUUUGGAGACGGACCAUGAGUCUGGCGUGUCGGCGUGUGUUGAUUGGUUAGAGAAAGAACACGGAGAUCGUAUUGAGGAGCUAGACGGCAUGGCAGAGCGGACACUAAACACCGUCUGGUAUCCCUUCACACAGCACGGCAUAGUCAACAAGAAGGAAGAUAUCAUGAUCGUCGAUUCGGCGCACGACGACUUUUUCGAUGCAUAUUACUCCAAACCCAAGGGCGAAUCAUCCAGACCGACCAGCGCCGACCAGAGUCUCUUGAGACCUUAUUUUGAUGGAUCAGCGUCUUGGUUCACACAAUCCCACGGGCACGCUUCUGAGCCUUUGACGCUCGCUGCUGCAAGUGCAGCAGGCCGGUACGGACAUGUCUUAUUCCCUUCCGGUUCAAACAAACCCGCUCUCGAGCUGGCCGAAAAGUUAUUGGAGACUGUCGGUCAAGGCUGGGCCGAACGCGUGUUCUAUUCCGAUGACGGAAGUACCGGUGUGGAGGUGGCACUCAAGAUGGCUCUCAGAGCUGCCGGUCGAAGAUAUGGCUGGGAUGGAGUUGAUGGAGAGGAGGUCGGCGUGAUUGGCUUGCGAGGAGGAUAUCACGGGGAUACGAUCGGCUCUAUGGAUGCCACACCCGCUUCGACUUAUAAUACAGCGGUGGAUUGGUACAAGGGACGAGGUCAUUGGUUCUCUCCUACGAUCGUCACUUACGUCAAUGGUCGACCGACAGUGUACACGACGUCACCAGAUACAUGGGCGCCAUUAGAUUCCUCAGACGCUGCAUUGGAUGCUUCAUCUGACGGAUCGGGCUGGAGCAUAGGCUUUGACAAGCUUGAUAACAUAUAUGAUCUAUCGACUAGGCUGUCUACGCCAAUGGCCGAUUACUACCGUCGACAUAUCCGAUUGACAUUCGAGGAUCUGGUCCUCAAGCAAGGCAAAAGGUUUGGCGCUAUGAUGAUCGAGCCAACUUGUCUCGGAGCUGGAGGUAUGGUCUUUGUGGAUCCAUUGUUCCAAGCGUGCCUUGUUGAGGUAGUCAGGUCGUCAUCGGACCUCUUUGGAGGGUCAGGAUCGUACAAGGAUGACUUGAGCGGCUUAGGCAAGCGAGAUACGUCUGAAUGGCAAGGACUACCUGUGAUUUACGAUGAAGUGUUCUCUGGCCUGCACCGUUUUGGGUAUCAUUCCGCCGCAUCUGUCCUACAUCACACACCAGACAUCUCGAUAUACGCCAAGAUCCUCACAGGCGGUCUCUUACCACUUGCCGCGACGUUAGCCUCUUCAUCCAUUUUCAAGGCGUUCCUUUCACCUCACAAGGUCGAUGCGUUAUUACAUGGUCAUUCAUACACUGCGAAUCCGGUCGGAUGUGCAGUCGCGUUGAAAAGUAUGGAAAUGAUGACUGGACAAACUUGGGAAGCAGAACGAGCAUUGUGGAACGGUAGUCAAAGAUGGAGUUUCUGGUCUGAAGCAUUUAUCAAAAACGUCAGCCAAGCCGAUGGUGUCAAAGGAGCUAUGGCCAUGGGAACUGUGUUCGCCAUGGAGCUAGAGGAUGCAGAAGGAGGCUACUCAUCACAUCGCGCUCAAAAUUUCUUAACAGAGCUCCGACAAGUCCAAAUCGGCUCUGAAGACGAAGUCACGCCAUUCCAGAUUCAUUCGCGUCCGUUGGGGAAUGUAGUAUACAUUAUGACCAGUUUAUUCAGCAAGCCCGAGGUGAUCAGGACGAUGGAGGGGGAGAUAAUAAAGAAGCUCUGGGAGACAUAGAGAUAUACAACCAUGAUCAUUCGCACCGCAUAAUCAAUCAGUACAAGCAUGCAUAGACCCGAAACCGAGGA
Messenger RNA from Kockovaella imperatae, 2676 nucleotides. RefSeq names its product pyridoxal phosphate-dependent transferase. Gene Ontology annotation, cellular component: mitochondrion. The record is from RefSeq and is a predicted model, not a curated record. Lineage: Eukaryota; Fungi; Basidiomycota; Tremellomycetes; Tremellales; Cuniculitremaceae. Gene Ontology annotation, molecular function: S-adenosyl-L-methionine:8-amino-7-oxononanoate transaminase activity; dethiobiotin synthase activity; magnesium ion binding. The coding region runs from base 125 to 2605 and encodes 826 amino acids. The transcript is spliced from 10 exons. Gene Ontology annotation, biological process: biotin biosynthetic process.